ACGAUAUGGAUGACGUUCCUUGCUAGUGCAGGUGUGGGAUUGUGUUUAGCACCGCGAAAACAGACUGCAAAAGGAGAAGGGAGGGAGAAGGGUUCGACCAAUACCGACAGCACCGAGGCCGAAGAAAUCCUCCAGCGCGUCUCGCCAGUGGACCAGUAUCUCCCGACCCGAGCACAGUGCUCGUCCGGUCUGUUGCUUUCUUCUUCCAUCCGAGUUUCCGCCGGGCCGGAGGUGGGACGUACACCAUGUGCGAACGCCCUUGACCAUCUUCCCAGCCGUACCGUACGUCACACCCCGCGUUUCCCCUGUUGCUGACGAGUACACCGCCGCUAGUUCGGUCGGUGCUUUCUGAUUGAAUUGACAUUCAAGUGACAUUCUCGUGCCAGUGCGAACGUCGGCCGCCUCCGCCGUGCAAAGGAAAAGUUCGUCUCGCCAGCCGACACACACACACACACGCGCGCGCACGCAAUCACGUACUGUCGGGAGCUCGAGACGGGUACGGGUGAAAAUUUCCCCUCGCUCGCUCGAGUUCUUCUCCCAUCACUUCUCCCCAUCCCCUUCUGUGCUUCGAAAAGAAAAAAAGGAAAAACACAGUGUCCCGAAAAGUGCUACUGCUUGUUUUGCCCAACCGAAUCGGUUUACGUUGCCGAAAUCAAUCAACCUUCCUGUGGCCAGCCGCCGACCGUGUGCAAGAAAGAAAUCAACCGAAGCUACAAUCAAACCUAGCCAAUUUUUUUUUGGAGUCGACCGAGUGGUCGGGUGACGUGAAACAUCCCACGAGUCAGUGAAACGAGAGGACAGCUUAUCCGCCCGAUUCGCUUACCAGCAGGCUCCUCCAGCGUUUCCCGUUCCCAGCGGCCAGAAUGCGUAGCCGGAGCAAUUCCGGGGUUCGCCUCGACUACUACCAGCGGAUCGUGCAUCGGCUGAUCAUGCGCCACCAGCAACCGGUGACCGGGCUGUUCCCGGCCAGCCCCCAAACGCAGCACGCCUGGAUUCGCGACAACGUGUACUGCAUACUGGCCGUCUGGGGGCUGUCGAUGGCGUACAAGAAGAUCGCGGACCAGGACGAGGACCGGGCGAAGGCGUACGAGCUGGAGCAGUGCUGCGUGAAGCUGAUGCGCGGCCUGCUGAUGGCGAUGAUGAACCAGAAGGAAAAGGUGGAGCGCUUCAAGACGUCGCAGAACCCGCUCGACUCGCUGCACGCCAAGUACUCGAGCCGCAACGGCCAGAUCGUGGUGGGCGACAGCGAGUGGGGCCACCUGCAGAUCGACGCCAUCUCGCUCUACCUGCUCAUCCUCGCCCAGAUGACCGCGUCCGGGCUGCAGAUCGUGUUCUCGCUCGACGAGGUCGCGUUCAUCCAGAACCUGGUGUUCUACAUCGAGUCGGCGUACUGCAUCCCGGACUACGGCAUCUGGGAGCGGGGCGACAAGUCGAACCACGGCCAGCCGGAGCUGAACGCGAGCUCGAUCGGCAUGGCGAAGGCGGCCCUGGAGGCGAUGAACGAGCUCGACCUGUUCGGGGCGCGCGGCGGCUCCGGCUCGGUCAUACACGUGCUCGCGGACGAGGCGCACAAGUGCCAGGCGGUGCUGCAGUCGAUGCUGCCGCGCGAAUCGAACAGCAAGGAGCUGGACGCGGGCCUGCUGUCGGUGGUCGGCUUUCCCGCGUUCGCGUGCGACGACCCGCAGCUGAUCGAGACGACGCAGGAGGCGAUCAUAACGCGGCUGCAGGGCCGGUACGGCUGCAAGCGGUUCCUGCGCGACGGCUACAAAACGCCGAAGGAGGACAACACGCGCCUGUACUACGAGCGGUGGGAGCUGCGCAUGUUCGAGAAGAUUGAGUGCGAGUGGCCGCUGUUCUUCUGCUACCUGAUACUGAACAAAGCGUUCCAGAACGACAAGCAGGCGGUGGCGGAGUACUCGCAAAAGCUCGAGGACAUACUGGUGAAGACGGAGGAGGGCAUGAAGCUGAUACCGGAGCUGUACGCGGUGCCGGAGAAGGCGGUGGCGGCCGAGUACCAGGCGCCCGGCAGCCAGCAGCGCGUCGUGGUCGGCCGCUGCCCGUUCCUGUGGGGCCAGUCGCUCUACAUCCUCGGGAAGCUGCUGCAGGAGGGUUUCCUUGCCGUCGGCGAGCUGGAUCCGCUGAACCGGCGGCUCGGGGCCCAGAAAAAGCCGGACGUGGUCGUGCAGGUGGUGAUACUGGCGGAGGACAACGACAUACGGGACAAGCUGGCGGAGCACGGCAUCCAGGUGCAGACGAUCGCGGACGUGGCCCCGAUCGAGGUGCAGCCCGCCCGCGUGCUCAGCCACCUGUACACGUACCUCGGGCGCAACAAGAAGCUGGGCCUGUCCGGGCGCAAGUCGCGCGACGUCGGCAUACUCAGCACCAGCAAGCUGUACUCGCUCAAGGAUCGCAUCUUUGCGUUUACGCCACAGUUCUCCGACGUGAACCGAUUCUAUAUCGCGUCCGACAACGAGCUCAUGAUCGAUCUGCUAAAGGGCGAGAUCAACUUUCUGAAGUCAGCGUGGCAGAAUCUGCUCGGCCGCCCGCUGCUGACGCUGGUGCUGAAAACCGUACAUCUAGAUAACAACAAGGUGCCGCUGGCAAUGAUCCAAACGAUGAAGAAGCUCAAGUCGGGCUACAUCAGCGGUACGCGCGUCAUCCUCGGCAAUUUGGGCGACUUUAUCAACACGUCCGCCAUCACGGAUCUGAGCUUUCUCGGCAGCCAGGAGGACGGCUACCCGGACAAAUUGAAUCCCGCCGUGCAGGCGUACCUGGACGAGCAUCUGCUGCGCUCGUUCAGCCACCGGGCAUCGACCACCUCGAUCCGGUCGUCCGGCCUGCGGCCGAAAAAUCUGCGCCGCCGCAUGUCGGUCAAGGGUGCGAUCAAGAAGACGCGCUCGAUCAACGUCGACUCGGAAACACUCGGCAUGGAGGGUAAUGUGACCGAGCGACGCCUGUCCCACGUGACACCCCAGUGGCUCGAGCCGAACCAGACAACGGUCGGUGCUGCUGGUGCUGCUGGUGUUGGCACUGGUGCUGCGGCCACUGGGCCAUCCGGCGGUUCGCCAACAUCGCGCGAUCCUUCCCCGAACACGCAGGCCCAGCAGCAGCAGCAGCAGCAGCAGCAACCGCGGUACGGUACGGAGCGUGUGUCGCUCGACGACGACGGCAAAAAGCUGCACAUCCAAACGUCGGCAACUGCGGCCAUGCCAAAGAUACACAUUCAGCCGCUGCCGCGCCAUCGGCCCACCACGGAGACCAACUUUGAGAACACCGAGGUGGAGGAGCUGAUUGCCAUGCUGCGCGAGACGGAGAAUCUCGAGGAGCAGGGCGACAUACUGCAGCAUCUGGUCGAUACGCAGGGGCUCGAUUUCAACACCGAGUUAACUGCGGGCGCUAAUGAAGAUUCCCCUUCCCAAGGCAUGCUGGAGGAGGGCAGGGUAGUGACGGUGCGCGGUCUGCUGAAGGGCCUGUACGAGAAGGCGUGCCAGCAGAAGAUGUGGGGCCUGGUGCGCCACACCGCCGGCAUGCUCGGCAAGCGGGUCGAGGACCUAGCGAAGGCCGUUACCGAUCUGCUCGUGCGCCAGAAGCAGGUUACGGUCGGCAUGCCGCCGAACAGCGAGCACACGAUAACGGCCCCGCUGCCCGAGAUGGAGCUGCGCGCCGUCAUCCACGAGGCGUACGGGGACGACGAGAGCACGGCGAUGCUGUCCCAGGAGCUGCUCGUCUAUCUCGCGAUGUUCAUCCGCACCGAGCCGCAGCUGUUCCACGAGAUGCUGCGGCUGCGCGUCGGCCUGAUCAUCCAGGUGAUGGCGAAGGAGCUGUCCCGCACGCUCAACUGCGACGGCGAGCAGGCCUCGGAGCAUCUGCUCAACCUGUCGCCGUUCGAGAUGAAGAACCUGCUGCACCACAUCCUGAGCGGCAAGGAGUUCGCGAUCAACAGCGUCGCCCGCGGCAACAUCUCGAUCGUGAGCUGCAAAUCGAGCCGGGUGAGCAAGAAGAGCCAGAUCGGCAUCGGCGAGCCGGAGGCGGCCGAGGGCUCGCUGAUCGACGACCGGCAGGGGCAGUGGCUGCGGCGCCGCCGCCUCGACGGCGCCCUCAACCGGGUGCCGCGCGACUUCUACCCGCGCGUCUGGACGGUGCUGGAGCGCUGCUCCGGGCUGGCGAUCGAGGGCCGCAUCCUGCCGCAGAGCCUCACGCAGGAGAUGACACCGAACGAGCUGAAGUUUGCGCUCGAGGUGGAGACGGCGCUGAACACGAUCCCGCAGCCCGAGUACCGGCAGCUGGUGGUGGAGGCGCUGAUGGUGCUGACGCUCGUCACCGAGCACAACAUACUCGCGUCGAUCGGCACGAUCAUCUACGUCGAGCAUCUGGUGCACCGGGCGAACCAGCUGUUCCUGGAGGAUCAGCGCAAAAGCCACGGCGACGCGAUGCUGUGCUGCGCGAAGAACAAGGACGUGCGGGAGACGACCACCGCCGGGCUGCUGCUGUGCGGCGGGGCCGCCUACAUCUGCCAGCACCUGUACGACAGUGCGCCGAGCGGCAGCUACGGCACGAUGACGUACAUGGCCCGGGCGGUCGCCUCCGUGCUGGAGCUGCCGAAGCACGGCGACAUGGACUGCACCAUCUCGUAAGAUGGGGGUGGUGUGCGGCUGUUUUGUUUUCUUUUUUUUAUUUCCGUUCAGCUGUGUGUGUGUGUGUGUGUGUGUUUACUUAAUCGAAGCGAGAAGAGGAAGAUGCUUAAUUGAACCCGG
Anopheles merus is the source of this 4754-nucleotide messenger RNA. RefSeq names its product probable phosphorylase b kinase regulatory subunit alpha. The transcript has 10 exons. Gene Ontology annotation, molecular function: calmodulin binding. The record is from RefSeq and is a predicted model, not a curated record. Gene Ontology annotation, biological process: glycogen metabolic process. Lineage: Eukaryota; Metazoa; Arthropoda; Insecta; Diptera; Culicidae. Bases 864 to 4634 code for a protein of 1256 amino acids. Gene Ontology annotation, cellular component: phosphorylase kinase complex.